Molecule: messenger RNA, 1852 nt
Organism: Danaus plexippus (monarch butterfly)
Lineage: Eukaryota; Metazoa; Arthropoda; Insecta; Lepidoptera; Nymphalidae
Exons: 6
Coding region: 260-1279 (339 amino acids)
Source: RefSeq, a predicted model, not a curated record
AAGCCGCCGAAUGCCAGACCCGCCAGUUCGAAAGUAGACUGUACGUCGUCAGGACGGUAACGACUUGCCGCGCGUCUUUUACGUUAGUGGAAGUUUAAUUUCGAAUUUCAAAGUUAUCAUAUUUUUAAGCUGUAUGACUUUAGUGGCCAGUGCUACUUUAAGUGAGGAUCUGAGGGAUAUAUUGAACCUUUUUGUUUGAUAUUUACAAGUUGGGACGACGGUUGGAUAUUUGUUUGAACAGUCAAAUAAUGCAAUUAUAAUGGACCCGUUGACGUGGUUAUCCCUUGGCCUGCAACUGGCGGCGUUGUGCAGCAUAGUUGGAGCAUUGCUGCUCUAUCUAUUGAGGAAGGUUCGCGUUGCUGAAGUGCUGCCAGUGGACAGCGCUAAGACUGUUCUUGUUACGUCCGUGGAUUCCGCUCUUGGAUUGCAGAUUGCGACAUACCUAAGCAGCAAAGGUUGGCGAGUUAUAGCCGGCUGUCGACAGGGCGGCCUCGGCGCUCGUCUAGCCGAAUCCUGGCUUCAAGCACAUGUAGCCGCGACGCCGGAGAAUCAAGCUCCCCCGAGGCUAGCGACUUUAGAACUGGAUGUGGCUAGAGAAGAUUUAUUAGAGGAAGCGGCCAGAGCUACAGCCCAACAUCUCCCCGCUGGAGAACAUGGAGUUUGGGCAGUGAUCAAUACAGCUGGUAGCAGUGGUCUCGGUGGACCUUCGGUCUGGGAGAGUGCCCUUCGUUGUAAUAUCCUUGGAGCCCUAAGGGUCGCCAGGACAUUCUCACCGCUUCUGGCCGCUGCGGCUGCCGACCACCCUUAUGCUGGGCGACUGUUUUAUAUUGGUCUUACAUCAGACACGGCCUGUGAAAGCCUAUCCCGUGGUGAGAGCGAAGGCAGCGCAUGUUCUGCCGCCGUAAGAUGGGGCACUUGGGGCGCUGCUCGUGCAUUGCGCGCUACGUUGCGUGCACGGAGGCUUCACGUCGUGCUCCUGCACGCGCCUGAUCUAGCUGCGGAGGAAAUAUACGCACCACCGAUGCAGAUCACGCCUAUAAGCCAACCGUCAAGCCGCCCGGAUACACCGAAUUCUGAAGUAAGCUCGUCGUCUACAGCUACCUGUGCGGUGACCAUGCCUGGUGAGGCCGCGGAGUACAGCGCUAAAGUCUUACCGACCAGUGCUUUGAAGGUUCUAGAGGAAGCUCUGACGUCACCAUCCCCGAGAGACUCCUAUUAUUUGAAAAUCAAACAAGACUCCUGGUUUACACGGAUGCCAUCUCUGAGAGUAUCCCAUUGACACGUAACGCCUGGUUUUCCAUUUAACAAACGAGUCAAUUAACGUUAAGAAUAAAUUUCUUGUAAAUACUUCCGUAUUAGUAUAGCAUUGGCAUUGUUGUUUAUUUUUUACGGGCACUUAAUAAUUAGCCUUAACAUUGGAUGCUUUAAUUAAAUGCCACUUUAUACAAAUUAUUAUUAUCCAAAGAAUCUCUAUCUGAAAUUAUAUUGUAAACACUUCUUCUUAUAUAAUAAAUGUUUAUUAUCUUAUAAGUUAAGCGACCUACUGAUCCUGUGUGGGAAGUAGAUGUAACGAUUUUGGUAAACUAUAUUUAGUAGUCAAGUAUGGUACCAAACGACGAGUGAUAGUUAUACGGCGCCAAAUUUAUGAACUAUUGCUUUGCUAUGGAAUUACACUGAAAGCCAAACUACGUUGGGUGAGGGAAGUUACUUAUGUAAGUCCAGCGAAGCCAUAAGCGUAGGUUUUGUAGCUUAUUAAGGUUGCCCGUGAAUGGUUGAUGUGCGUCAACCGACCAACCUUCUUGCGUUGUAAAUAAUGUUCGUGUUGUAUAUUAAACAUGUCUUUUAAACGUCA